AUGCUUUUGCGAGAUUUGGAGCCCAAGGCCGCUAUCGUGCCACUCAAGUUUUAUAUAUUCGUCAGUGGCGAUUCGCCACCGUUUUGUACGCUUAGCGCAGUCAUAGUCGUAAGAAGAAGAGGAAGAAAGAAGUACGCAGCGCAAUUACUACGUAGUAAGUACAAACACUUCUUCGAUAUCCAUCGCGUGCACGGUAGUGUUCAUGAAACUUCCGUCUACGACAAUGAAUAUAUUACCCAACAUUCAUUUUUGCAGGCAAAAAGUUCGAUAUCACACAUCAUAAUUCUCACUUUUCAAAUGGCACCAGCAAGGAGGGAGCGGGUCAAACUGAUCGCCCGCAAUGCACCUGCAUUAAAGCCGAGGGUCAUCCUCAAGGAAGGCGACUGGAUCGAUGUCCUGGAUGGUGACGGUGUGUGGAACGUUGCUCGAGUGUUAAGAGUUCCGUCACCAGACGAGGUAGAAGUCACCUAUGACGGUUGGGGGGAGGAGUAUGACGAGAUCGUGCAGAUCGACAGCAACCGUGUAGCGCCAUAUCAUACAUUCACGUGGGCCGUCAAGUGUUGGGUCAAAUAUCUUAACUGGCCAUUGUGGCCCUCCCUGAUUACAAUUCGCACACCGGGGACCAAGGAAGGCAUUCGCAACCUUGCAGCGGAACGUCGCGUCUUUGUUGACUUCUUCGAUGGUCCUAACUUUGCCAAGCGUGACAGGUGCUGGCAACCGAGACGACUAGUACGGACGUUUGAAGACAACUUCGAUAAAAAGCGCACGGGAUCCACUGGCGUAGAUUUUGAGCAAGCCCUGAAGUUAGUGCUGCAAUCUGUUGCGUCUACCAAGAUGCCCAAGUUCGCCUUGGGUGCACUCCCUCUGGAGUACAAAUCCAGUCCGACGGAAUCUGUCGAAGCAGCUCGAAGGAAAAUGGGCGACGAGGAAUGGUACCAACGCUUCGCGCAUAAUCAAAUGCAUCACAAACAGAAUCAUGUCUACGAAACACUCGGGUACGAAGAAAUCGACGCAUCAAGCGAUGACUCUGCUUCUUCAACAUCAAAAAAGACCGGGGAUGACGUUGAAAAAGAGGAAAGCAUGGAAAUAUCAAACACCAAGGACGAAGAAGACCACGAAUUGAGAGAUGACACUGUGUCACCAAGGCUAACAGACUCUCGGGGCAAUAUUGAGGAAAACGUGGAAAUACCAAACGCUAUGGACGAAGAAGAUGACGGGUUAAGUGAUGAUCCAGCACCGCCUGCAAUGAAAGAAUCCCCGGGCGAUAUCGAGGAAGAAGAAAAGUUGGAAUUACCUGACGCUAAGGACUCCAGAGUGGUGAUCGUCUCUGAUGAGAAAGUGUAUCCUGUUUUUCAGGAUUCAAGCACAAAAGACGACGACAAAGACGAAGAGUCCCAGCCAUGCCAGCGAGUUCGUGGGGUGCAACCGGAUAGUGAAGAGGCACCAGAUACCAGCAAAACCGGUAUUCCCAUGAGGACAGUCAUUAGUGUACCAAGGAAAUUUGAUGUAGUACCGCCACCACUGCCACGACAGGAACCUGUGUGGUUCAAGAGCACGAUGGCUCCGCCGCCUCGGCUUAACUUAUCUGCUUCAAGUGUUCGGACUGGUGCUGCGCUGGCGGCUCCAUCCACGGCAGUAUUCAGCUCCAGCAAAGGCUUUUCACUCGAGUCGUGGUUUAAGCGCAAACUGAUGGCAGAUUUCCUGAAUGGCGAUGGGUAA
Messenger RNA from Phytophthora nicotianae INRA-310, 1719 nucleotides. RefSeq lists its product as hypothetical. Lineage: Eukaryota; Oomycota; Peronosporomycetes; Peronosporales; Peronosporaceae. The record is from RefSeq and is a predicted model, not a curated record. The coding region runs from base 1 to 1719 and encodes 572 amino acids. The transcript has 6 exons.